Molecule: messenger RNA, 1140 nt
Organism: Parastagonospora nodorum SN15
Lineage: Eukaryota; Fungi; Ascomycota; Dothideomycetes; Pleosporales; Phaeosphaeriaceae
Exons: 1
Coding region: 1-1140 (379 amino acids)
Biological process (GO): coenzyme A biosynthetic process
Cellular component (GO): cytoplasm; nucleus
Molecular function (GO): phosphopantothenate--cysteine ligase activity
Source: RefSeq, a predicted model, not a curated record
AUGGCCGACCGCAGCGCAGAGCAGGCCGAAAAUGAUUAUUUCGCAAACGAGCCUGUGCCCAAGGACCUGAAGGCGAAUACCACGCUCGCCCGCGAGUUUGUCGGCCGCCAUGCCGAGAGCGGCCGGCGCGUCGUGCUCGUCACGUCGGGCGGCACCACGGUGCCCCUCGAGACACAGACGGUGCGCUACAUCGACAACUUCUCGGCUGGAACUCGCGGGGCCACGAGUGCCGAGUACUUCCUCGCCAAUGGCUACGCCGUCAUCUUCCUGCACCGCCAGUUCUCGCUCCUGCCCUUCUCGCGCCACUACUCGCACAACACGCGCUCCUUCCUCGACUACAUGCGCGAGAAGGACGGCCAGGUCGUCGUCGACGAGCAGCACCAGGCCGAGAUGCUGCGCGUCCUGCGCCAGUACCACGACGUCAAGCGCGACAACAAGCUGCUGAUUCUGUCCUAUGUCACUAUUACCGAGUACUUGUGGAACCUGCGCGAGGUCGCCAAACUGAUGCGCCCUCUGGGCCCCAAGGCCAUCUUCUACCUGGCCGCCGCUGUGUCCGACUUCUUUGUGCCUCAGGACCGCAUGGUCGAGCACAAGAUACAGUCCAACGAGGAGUUCCUAGGCACUGGCGGUGGCGGCAGCGCAAAGCCGCCAGCCGCCCGCACCGAGGGAAAGAGCCUGAUCAUCGACCUUGAGCCUGUGCCCAAGUUUCUCAAGCAGCUUGUCGAUGGCUGGGCGCCAGAGGCCAUGAUUGUGAGUUUCAAACUCGAGACUGACCCUUCGCUGCUGGUCAAGAAGGCCCAGUACGCCCUGAACAAGUACUCGCACCACCUCGUCAUCGGCAAUCUGCUACACACGCGCAAAUGGGAGGUUGUUUUUGUGUCUGAGUUGGACGGUGAAAAGUGGAUACGAGUGCCACGAAACCGCAGAACGAAGAGCUUCUCUGGCGUGCAGUCCCUGGUCGGGUCUGCGGACCCACAAGCAAACCAUGACUUCGAGGCUGAUGAGUCUCUGAGUACGGACGGAAGCGGAGUGCCUCAGGGUGAACCAGCUCUAGAGAUUGAGUCCGUUAUUGUCCCUGAGAUUGAGGUGAUGCAUACCAAGCUCAUAGAGCAGGCUCUGCUGAGAGCUGGUAAAAUGUAG